Caenorhabditis sp. 36 PRJEB53466 is the source of this 878-nucleotide messenger RNA. The record is from the annotation of a GenBank genome assembly. Lineage: Eukaryota; Metazoa; Nematoda; Chromadorea; Rhabditida; Rhabditidae.
AUGGCGUCAACUUCCGAGAAACGGUCAAGUUUGCUCAACGAGAAGCGUACCAGUGUACAGAUGAAGGUGAGGCGCCACGAAAAGUGUGCGAAACUCGUCAAAAACCCACUCAUUUUCAGACCAGCUUUUCGCAGGAGGUCUACAAGACUCCGAUCAAGCAAAUUCUGACAGCUCCGUCGCAAUCGCACUCGAGAAUCACACCCGGAGGACAGGUAAGGCAACACUGAUUUCAAUAGUCCACGUUUUCAAAUUCUGUUUCAAAUUCGAACCUGCUAUAGUUGAAAUCCAAAAUUAGACUGAACAAGUCUGUGCACAAUAUUACUUUGACUAGUCAAAUUCAAAGAACAUCGACAGCUUCUUGCAGCUGUUUCUGUGCGUGAUGGGUCUUCUGAUCAGCGUGGCCAUUUGUGUGUGGCUGGCCGGAUUCAGCCGCGAAUCCGGAUGGCGUCGUGCCGUUUUCGCCUCCGCCGCCGCCUUCUGCGCCAUUCUCUUCGUCCUCCUCACCAUCAUGACCUAUCGGCGCGCCAAGAAGUAAGAAACAUUGAAAUUGGCACUCUUUUGGCACCACACACAUUUUUGCAGCCCGCCAGAGCCGGAACCCCUUCCGGACCUGUCUCAGCGCCGUUCGACGAUCGGCGCGCGCGUCAGUAAGCGAUCGAUUGCAGCCGGAAUGAGCGGAGACGACUGCCCGACUCAGGUAAUUGAAAAAUCUGUUUCACGUCAAAUUUGAAUGCAAACAUAUAUACCGAGCACGUGCAUUCAGGUUCGAGUUUAGCCUCAUUUUAAAAAGGAAAAACAAUUUCGCAUGUUCUAAAACUUCGAAAUCUUCUUUUUUGCAGGUCCUAGUCACCGGCACACGUGGAUCCAUUCCUUCCUAA